AUGACCUCUCCUGCCGCUCAUGACAGUCGAGCCAAAUAUCCGGAUGGAAUAUUUGUAGAUGAAUUUGGGGGUGUUAUAAACGGAACCGCAACAGAUGGAUUAGGCCUUGAAGCUGAGACUAUUCAGUACCUGUCCAAACUCCUCAACCUCCCGUGGCCACUGACAACUCUGACCGGGUAUUCGUCUGGACUUUUUACCAAAUUUGAACACGAGAAUAAGAACGGGGUGCUGGAAGGAGAAGCUAGGACAGGGAUUGUGAUCCAAACACCACACUCCACGCCGAUCAAGUGUUUGCUAGCGCUCUUCCACAACACUAAAAGCAAUCUCACAACAUGCUUUUUGUACUCUGCUUUCCCUAUCCACCUUUUUCAGUUUCGAGAUUUACUUCCUAAGCUGCUCGGGAAGUCCAACCAACCGAUGAUUGUCUUUCCCGUGGUUUUCCUCAAAGUGUACAACGAAUGCAUUGAAGGCUACCGAAAAAUCCAAGAGUGGAACAUUGCGUCUCUCGAGGAAGGGAUUGGUCUGACAGACUAUUACCAGUACAAGUCGAGUAGUACCGGAAAGCCAAGAGACAGGAUCAAAAUGAUUAACGGCAUCUCAUAUGAUCUUUCACGGUUUGAACUGUUCAUUGACUUUGAAUGCAGGCUCUAUGGCUUUCUUACCGACCUAUGCAGCUCGUCAGGAUCACGGUUCGACUUAUCCAGAGAGCCAAACACCGGCGAGAAACUUAGAGAAUGGCUUCAGCUCAUAGAUUGUGUGGCUCUAAGCCAUAAACAAGCGGCGAGCUCCUAUCGACAGAGGGUUCAAGCCCAGAACACGGUUUUAUAUAGCCUGGUAUCCCAAGCCGAGAGCCGUUUGAACUACCAGGUUGCCGCAUCCACAAAGCAGGAUAGUUCGGAUAUGAGAGCUGUUGCUCUGCUUACUAUGCUCUUUCUUCCUGGGACUUUUGUCGCGACCUUCUUUAGUGCCGGUCUAGUUACGUCCAAUUCCGGCAGUAUUCCUAUGGCGAACAAAUAUCUAUGGAUAUACUGGGUGAUAACUGUUCCCCUCACUAUUAUCGUCGUUCUAAUCUGGAAGUGCUGGUCAAGAAAGCAGACUGGACGGGCAAAUAACUUGCUU
Aspergillus nomiae NRRL 13137 is the source of this 1119-nucleotide messenger RNA. RefSeq lists its product as uncharacterized. The record is from RefSeq and is a predicted model, not a curated record. The annotation marks the transcript as partial. NCBI's taxonomy places the organism in Eukaryota, Fungi, Ascomycota, Eurotiomycetes, Eurotiales, Aspergillaceae. The transcript is spliced from 4 exons.